Messenger RNA from Daktulosphaira vitifoliae (grape phylloxera), 5283 nucleotides. RefSeq names its product rho guanine nucleotide exchange factor 18 (gene cyst). NCBI's taxonomy places the organism in Eukaryota, Metazoa, Arthropoda, Insecta, Hemiptera, Phylloxeridae. The coding region runs from base 165 to 4649 and encodes 1494 amino acids. The transcript has 28 exons. Gene Ontology annotation, biological process: regulation of Rho protein signal transduction. Gene Ontology annotation, molecular function: guanyl-nucleotide exchange factor activity. The record is from RefSeq and is a predicted model, not a curated record.
GUUCAUUACAAUGAUUCACGGACAUAAAGUAUCAAAAUGGCAGUCUGUCAUCAAGAAAACUAAGUAGGAAACGUAAUUAUUUUUGUUGUUCUUGUAUCUUCAAUCUAUCUAUCAACACGGAUUAUCUUAGCUAACCAGAUACAUUAUUUAUAAUAAGAAAUGUAAUGGAAAAUUUUGAUAAAGAUGUUUUGGAAGAUAGUGAAGAAGAUAUAGUGACAGAUUACUCCCAAAAUAACAUCAUCACAAAUUCAAAUUGUACUGAUACAACAGAUUUUAUGUACAGAACCAUGCCAAGCAGUACAUUAGUUCCUACAAUCAGUGUGACACCUCACUCAUCAGCUGGAAGAAAUUAUCUUGUACUUGAAGAUAAUAUACAACAACUACAUGAUAUUCAUGAAGCAAUUCAACAAAUGCGUGAUUCUGCUACGUUGGGAUUAUCUCAUAUGAUUAAUUUCUGUGGUUUUAAUGGUGUGUUAAGUUCUUCUUGUCCAUCAUUAAGUAAACCCAAAUGUCAACCUGAUGACUCUUUCAAUCUCAAUUCAUCACCUACGCAUGCUGACUUAUCUUCUGUUUUUGAUACAAAGUGUAAAUGCAAGCUAAGUUCUAAUAAUAAAAGAAAAUCUAUAGAUUGGUAUAACAUGGUUUCAAACUGCGUUGAUACUAAAGAAAAUGAAAUAAUAAGAAGGAGAAGUUGGGCAGCCUUAGAUGAUUUGACAAAAAAUCACUGCUUACAAAUUCUAAAACAAGAUAAAAGUGCAAGCCUAAGCAGUAUGGAUUCAGAAGCUGAAGACCCAUUUGUAGACAGUACUAUAAAUCUAUUAAAAUCCAAAAAUUAUGAUCAAAAAUCAAGAAAAAAUGUUGGUUUUAUUAGUCGAAGAUUCAGUGGAAACUCUUCUUCCCAUUCAUUAAAUGAAUCUGACUAUCAGAACGAAUUUAAUAAAAUCAUAGCAAAAAGAGUAGGAGAAACUUAUUUAUUACAAGCGAGAUCACCAUUACAAAAAUCUAUAUCCACACCUUCUAUAAUGGGUAUUCAUGAUAUAAUAAAUAAAGAAAAUGUUUUAAAUAAUGAUGUGAAUAAAAUUCCAACUAAUUACAAAACUCCAAAUCACCAAAGAUGUCGUCCUAGUGGCACAGAAGAUAGUGAGACUGAAGAAGAAACUUUGGAUGUAGAUAGCUCAAUGAAACGUUGUUAUGUCACUCCUUCAACUAAUAGCACAAAUAUGCCUUUAUACAAUUUGUUUUCUGAUACAUCUGAAGACCAAAAUGCUAAACGAAGGAAAAGAGGAAGCCUUUUUUUUAGAAAGAAAAAAGAUAAAUCUAAAAAAGUUCUUCAUUCUUGGAUAUCACCACCUUACAGUAAUUUUGAUCAAUCAUGUGGAUGGUGUGCAAAACCAUUGGAAAAUAAACCAGCUCUUUCGUGUGAAAGCUGUUUAGUCACAGUACAUCAAAAUUCAUGUAAAGAUCAAGUUUCUGAAUGUGUAAAACAAAAGUAUGGAAAGAGCAAUUUAAGAUUUUCUUCUGCUUCAUUUCAACAAAGAUUUUAUGGAAAGAGACAAAGUAGUAUAAAUCAGUUUACUUCACCUAACAGUCAUUCAGAAGAAAAAGAUGAUAUACAUUAUAACCAAGAUGGUGUAACGUUUUCAGAUGAAGUGUCAUUAGUUCAAUUUGAAUUUUUAAAUGAAAGUCAUAUUACUGCACAUGAUUUAAAUGCAGAUCCUGCAUUAGGACUUCAUGAAGAACAGCCAGAUUCAUGGACUCCAACUGUUACCAAAGAAGUAGUUAAAAAGUUAAAAGACAAAGAAAUAAAACGACAAGAACAUAUUUAUGAAUUUGUGUUAACUGAAAAACAUCACUGUCUUACUUUAAAAGUUAUGCAAAAAGUAUUUGCUGAUGGUUUGCAAAAACAUUUUCAGUUGGGUGAUAAAGUAUAUCGUAUGUUUCCACGGUUAGCUGAACUUACUGAAAUACAUUUAGGCUUUUUAAAAAAUCUUAAAGAAAAACAGCGAAAAGCAGCCCUUGAAAAUGGUGGUGUAGUAGAUUCUAUAGCAGAUUUAUUAUUAGAUCAGUUUUCAAGCAUUAAUGCUCAACGCUUAAAAAGUGCUUACGGAGAGUUUUGUUCCAGGCACAGAGAUGCUUUAGAUGUCUAUAAAAUGUUGGAAAAAGAUCCUGGAUUUUUUAAUUUUAUAAAACAUUGCCAGGCUAAUCCAUUGUUAAAGAAAAAGGGUAUUCCUGAAUGUGUAUUGUUUGUUACUCAAAGACUUACUAAAUAUCCUUUACUUAUUGAACCACUUAUUAAAACUUCUAAAGAAAAUAAGGUAGAAUGUGAAAAAUUAUCAAGAGCUUUAGCUUUAGUCAAGGAUAUAUUAGUAGAAGUUGAUUCUCAAGUAGCUGAAAAAGAAAAAGAAGAUAGGAAAUUAGAAAUAUAUAAUAGGUUGGAAGCAAAAUCAUUUACCAAUUUUAGAGGAAGAAAGUUUAAAAAAUCUGAUUUGUUAUCUGAGAAUCGAAGAUUAAGGUUUGAAGGUACAGCUUGGCUUAUGCAACGACAUUCUAAAAUGCAAAUGGUAAUGGUUAAUGUUAUAGUGAUGACAGAUGUGUUAUUUUUCAUAUUAGAAAAUAAUCAUAAAUAUACUUUCUUCAUGCCAGAAAGCAACAAAGAAAAAGAAACUAAGGUAAUGAAACCAGUAGCAGGUGUUGUAUCUUUACAGAAGCUUCUUGUUAGAGAAAAAGCUGGAACAGAUACCAAAGGUAUUUAUUUAAUAUCUUCUAACCCAGCAGAACCAGAAAUGUUUGAGCUAAAAGUACACAAGCCUAAAGACAAACAAGUAUGGAUAAAUUCUAUUAGAUCAGCUGUUCAGGAAUGCCCCGAAGAAGAAGAUGAUGGUUAUGUUACUCUUAGUUUUGAAGAGCGCCAACGUCAAUUGGAAACUAAAAAAAAUAAUAUCAGAGAAAUUGUUGAAGUGCUUAAACAAAAAGAUUUAGAACAAGCUUUAAUAUUUGAAGAAAUAAUGGGUUUGAAAUUGAAAUUAUUAGCUUCUGCUGGUGUAGAUAAUUUGCCUAUUGAGACACCUUCUUAUAGUCAUUUAGUUACUGAACAUCAAGACACUGAAAAAAUUCGUAAAGAAGUUAUGAAUGCAUUGCAGAAAGUAAAUCAGUUGACUAGUUCUUUAUAUGCUUCUGGUACACAUUUAUCCCGUAGUGCAAGUUCAGUAGGUGAACAUCAUAGUGUGACAUAUGUAUCGCCUACUUUGCCAAAGAGAGCUGAAACAUUUGGUGGAUUUGAUAAUUCAGUUUCAUCGCCUAAAAUGCUUCAUAAUUUAGAUGUCUUGAGGAAAUUAUCAAAAGUUAUUGAUGGCAAUGAAAAUGGUGUGGAGUCCAGUAAUUCUAGUCCAAUUGGCACUCCUAGUUCUACUCGUAAAGAAAAUAAAAUGAAAGAUAGUAAUUUAUUUUGGAAAGAAAAUUGUAGUACAAGUUCAUCACAUAGUGUCACAACUAUACAAUCAUCUGGAGAAAUUCCAACAAUAUUAGCACUUGGAAAUGAACAACAAGCCAUAGUAAUGGAACUAACACACUAUAUUUGUACAUUAUCAACCAUCACUUUACAACAAUUAACUAAUGUUGACAGCUUACAAGCAGAAUUAGCUCUUUACAAAUCACAGCACAUACUCGAAGAAACAACUUUAAGUAAUUCUAAUGUGGGCUCUAAUAACUGGUCCUCAAAAGACAAAAAACCUGUUUAUCGACACAAUCAACAAUUGGAAGAACUUCGUAACUUGCAAGAUAAACUAACUCAAGAAAAAGAAAUUUGGAUUAGGGAAAGGGAUCUUGAAUUGAAAGAAUUAGAAGAAAAAAGAGAACAAUUACAAAGAUUACAAGAACUUGUACGAUCAGAACAAACUGAUGUAACACAACAAAGGGAACAACUGUAUCUAAAAUUACAAACUUUAACAAAUCAAGGUAUAAUAGUAUCACCAAAUAUGCAACCACCCCCUGUCUCACCAAAUCAGCAGACUUCAAAUCAGUCAAGUACUGAUGGUACUGGUCAUCCAUUGUCUCACUCUGAAUCUGUACGCAGUAAGAAACGAUCUGAUUCUGUGAAAUGGAAACAGCAUACACCUCCUUCUUCUACUUCAUCAUCUACUCUGCCUAUUAACUUAAUUAGUGCAACAAAUCAACAAAAAGUGGCAUCUAAAGUUCAAAUAAAACAAAAACUUCCCUUUAAAUUAGCAAACAAAUUAAGUAAUAAUCCCAAUAAUAGUUUGAGUGAACAUACAGUUUCUAGUGCACCAAAUGUCACUUCGUCUACCCAAUCAUCAUAUUCUAUUCAACAAUUAUUGCCUUUGAAAUUACGGGAAAGUGCUAAAAACCCUGCAAACCUCAUCCAGGGCAAUUCAACUGAAAUAUUGUCACCAAGUCCCCAAGGACCCAGUCAUUCACGGACAGGAUCUAGUCCAGCAAUGAUGCAAACUGCUCAAAUAAUUGAAGGUAAACAGUCUGGAAAUAAAGCUGGUAGAACAAAUACUUACCCUAAAUUACCAGACAAGUUUCGGAUCCGAAGUCCAGAUUCAAAACAUUCUAAAACAUUACCACCCAGUAAUAGCACUAACAAUACAACUAACACAUCGACAGAAGAAGAAGUAUUAUACUUCUGACCAUAAUCUUCUUUCAAAAAUUACUUUAAAUCUUCAAUAAUGAUUAUUGGAUCUCUUUGUUUAAAUCAAAUAAGAAAAAAAUUAUGGACAUAUUUAGACAAUAAUUAUUGCUAUUAAAUUGGACCUUGAAUUUCAUUCCAAAAUUACUUUAACCAGUUAAAUUUUAAGCAACCAGCUUAAAAAUGUUUAGAUUUCCGAAUGUAAUAAAUUUAAUCCAUGAUAAUAUGUUAUUAAAUAUGGUUUAUUAUUACUUUUUUUAAAUUAAUAUUUGUUAUUAUCAUCAGCGUAUGAUUGUUAAAAAGUCAUUCCUACUACAUACAUUGUUUUUAUCUAAAAUGUUUAUUUUUCUUUUUUAUCACUAUUUUGUUUUUGAAAAAUUAUUUAUUUGAAAUCUUUGGUAUAUGUAUCGAAGUUCUUUGAUUUAGUGUUAAGGCUAGUGGAAACGUCGAGCUUUAAAAUGUGCUAUUUAUUUAUUUUUAUACACUCAUUUUAUGUUAAUAUAUUAUUAUUAUAUUUGGCUAAUUCUUCAAUAAAAUUGGAGAAACCUUAGCAAUAACUUGAUAACUUUUGAGACUUCAUAUUUCGCCUCUAUGUUUCUAAACAUAACUUGGGCUGUGAUAUACCGUUAAUUAUA